This is a messenger RNA of Vanrija pseudolonga, 2295 nucleotides long. RefSeq names its product putative 5-methyltetrahydropteroyltriglutamate--homocysteine methyltransferase (gene met26). Gene Ontology annotation, molecular function: 5-methyltetrahydropteroyltriglutamate-homocysteine S-methyltransferase activity; zinc ion binding. Bases 1 to 2295 code for a protein of 764 amino acids. The record is from RefSeq and is a predicted model, not a curated record. The transcript is spliced from 3 exons. Lineage: Eukaryota; Fungi; Basidiomycota; Tremellomycetes; Trichosporonales; Trichosporonaceae.
AUGGUUCAGUCUACCGUUCUCGGUUACCCCCGUGUCGGCACCAACCGUGCCGCCAAGAAGGCCACUGAAGGCUACUGGGCCGGCAAGGUCACCGAGCAGGAGCUCCAGGACGCCCACAAGGCCAUCCGCAAGGAGCGCUGGGAGACCCUCAAGGAGGCCGGCGUCGACUUCAUCCCCUCUGGCGGCGAGUACACCUUGUACGACUCCCUGCUCGACCACUCGUUCAACUUCGGUGUGAUCCCCCAGCGUUUCGUCGACCAGAAGCUCUCGGACGUCGACACCUACUUCGCCAUGGGCCGUGGUCACCAGGACCGCGCCAAGGGCAUUGACGUCGCCGCCAACGAGAUGGGCAAGUUCUUCGACUCGAACUACCACAUCGUCAAGGUCGACCACACUGCCGACCAGGAGUUCACCCUCAAGCGCAACCAGGCCCUCGAGGAGUACGAGGAGGCCAAGGCCCUCGGCAUUGAGACCCGCCCCGUCCUCUUCGGCCCCGUCACCUACCUUUCGCUUGUCCGCAAGGCCCGUGACGCCCCCGCCGACUUCAAGCCCAUUGCUCUCCUUGACAAGCUCCUCCCUAUCUACGUCGAGGUCCUCGAGUCGCUCAAGAAGGCCGGCGCCAAGGAGGUUCAGCUCGACGAGCAGAUUCUCGUCACCGACCAGGGAGAGGCCCUCGCCGCCGAGUUCAAGAAGGCUUACGCUGAGCUCGCCAAGGUUGGCCUCCCCAUCACCCUCACCACUGCCUACGGCCGUGUUGGCAAGUCGAUCGAGUUCAUCAAGGACCUCCCCAUCUCGACGCUCCACAUCGACCUUGACCGUGAGCCCAAGCAGCUCGACGCCGUCAUCGCCGCCAUCAAGCCCACCAAGAUCAACCUCGAGCUUGGUCUCAUCUCUGGCCGUAACAUCUGGAAGAACGACCUGAACGCCUCCAAGGCCCUUGCCGAGAAGGCCGUUGCCGAGCUCGGCUCGGACCGCGUCCGUGUCGGCACCUCGUCGUCGCUCCUCCACACCCCCCUCACCAUCGCCGUCGAGAACAAGCUCACCCCCGAGCAGCUCUCGUGGCUCUCGUUCGCCAAGGAGAAGGCUGGUGAGGUCACUGCCCUCGCCGCUGCCCUCAACGGCAAGGAGUCGGCUGCCUUUGAGCAGAACGCCAAGGACAUUGCCGCUCGUCGCGAGUUCGAGCGCACCUCGGACUCUGCUGUCCGUGACCGCGUUGCCGCCAUCACCCCCGAGCAGCUCAAGCGCAAGGCCGAGUUCCCCGUCCGUCGCGAGGCCCAGAAGGCCAAGCUCAACCUCCCCAAGUUCCCCACCACCACCAUCGGCUCGUUCCCCCAGACCAAGGAGAUCCGUGUCGCUCGUGCCAAGUUCGGCAAGGGUGAGCUCACCAAGGAGCAGUACGAGACCGCCAUGGAGGACGAGAUCAAGUCGGUCGUUGCCAUCCAGAACCGUCUUGGCCUUGACCUCCUCGUCCACGGCGAGCCCGAGCGUAACGACAUGGUCCAGUACUUCGGCGAGCAGCUCACUGGCUUCAUCUUCACUCAGCUCGGUUGGGUCCAGUCGUACGGCACCCGUUACGUCCGUCCCCCCAUUGUUGUCUCGGACGUCUCGCGCCCUGCCCCCAUGACCGUCCGCUGGUCGGCUUACGCCCAGUCGGUCUCGGAGAAGCCCAUGAAGGGCAUGCUUACCGGCCCCGUCACCAUCCUCAACUGGUCGUUCCCCCGUGCCGACAUCAGCAAGGAGGUCCAGUCCAAGCAGCUCGCCCUUGCCCUCCGUGACGAGGUUGUCGACCUCGCCGAGGCCGGCAUCCGCGCCAUCCAGGUCGACGAGCCCGCUAUCCGUGAGGGUCUCCCCCUCCGUCGCGAGGACUGGGACGCCUACCUCACCUGGGCCGUUGACUCGUUCCGUCUCUCCACCUCGGGUGUCGAGAACGACGUCCAGGUCCACUCGCACUUCUGCUACUCGGACUUCGGAGACAUCUUCCCCCACAUCCAGCGUCUUGACGCCGACGUCAUCUCGAUCGAGGCCUCCAAGGCCGACCUCAAGCUCCUUGACAUCUUCAAGCAGCACGGCUACUCGAACGAGAUCGGCCCCGGUGUCUACGACAUCCACUCGCCCCGUGUCCCCUCCGAGCAGGAGAUCAAGGACCGCCUCAAGGCCUUUGCCGAGGUUAUCCCUGCCGACCUCCUCAUUGUCAACCCCGACUGUGGUCUCAAGACCCGUGCUUGGAAGGAGACUGAGGAGUCGCUCACCAACCUUGUCAACGCUGCCAAGUGGGCCCGCGAGAACCUCCAGUAA